This is a messenger RNA of Symbiodinium necroappetens, 1380 nucleotides long. NCBI's taxonomy places the organism in Eukaryota, Dinophyceae, Suessiales, Symbiodiniaceae. The record is from the annotation of a GenBank genome assembly.
AUGGUGAUUGCAGAAGGCAGCUCCUCAGCCAGUGAAUCUGGCAAACGUCCAGCCGCAACGUCAGCGCGAGGAGCUUGUGCCAUGUUUACGUGGCCAUGUCCUCGCACGUACGGCAAGACGUUGGCAGACCGGGAGAAGUUGGGCGUUUUGAAGCCAGCCGACUGGACCAAAGAGGACUUAGGCACCAAGUUCCGUGGAGUUCUUCAGAAACGGAGUCUCUUGGAGGCGUUGAAAAGCAUGGUGAUCGCGCAGGAACCUCACAACAAAUGGGCUCCAGGACACGAAGAAAGGGAGGUUCACUACCACAUUGUCAUGAAAAUGGCAGCUCCCUUUGCCCACGCCAAGAUCUGCACCGAUCUUGGAGCUUCAGGGUGCAAGGGAUUCUUCACGUUUCCACGUGCGGGGUGGGCAUCCUAUCUUGCCUAUGUCCUCUUGCCCUCAGCGAAGAAGCUGCAGAAGGAUUUAGACCCUUGUCCCAUGUUUUGGCCCCCAAGCUUUACCAAAGAGAAAGCCCUUGAAGUCAUCAAACAGGUUGACGCUAAAAUGCUGCAUCGCAACAGUGCUGAAGUCCAGCAGCAGAUCAAGGCCACGCAGAAGACUUCUGCACCCAAGCGCAGGCGAACUUUGACUUUUUCGGAGUUCACGGACUACGUGGUAGAGAACCGUUGCGUGGAUGAGGCUGAUGUUUGGCGAUUAGCCAAGAGGUUGAAAACAGCGGGAGAAGACUUGAUGUGGAACUACUUGGAAAACAAGGAUGUGGGAAGCGUCCUGCGGAAAGCUUUGAGGGGUUGGCAUCACGAGUCCUUGCCGCAGGGCAUGCUCCAAAAGACGGUCCAGUACCCCAUCUCAGCAUUCAUUGUUCCCGAAGGAGUUCGGCGUUGGAUGGACCAUGGCAGUGGGGAAAAGGCUCUCAUCUUGCACGGUGAGGGUGGACUUGGAAAGACAGAGCUAGCUUGCGCAGUCAUGUAUGAGCUGACUGGACCGUUUUUCUUCUUGGACAAGUUAGAUGCUGCCAAGAAGAUCCACUUUCGGGGAGGCGAAGGGCUGGUGAUUGACGAUGUCAGUUUCUCGAAGCUUGAGGUUGAUGAUGUCAAAAGUUGGCUUGACAUCCAGAAGCCUCGCUUCACCCAUUGCCGAAACGAUGAUGCUUUCAUCCCGGCAAAGACGUUGAGGAUCUUUACAACCAACUCUCGUAGUGUGGACUUCUUCCCGGUAGAGGCCCGGAUGGAAGAACACGUUAAAGCCAUCAAGCGUCGUGUGGAGUGGGUCGACAUCAACGAAGAUGUGCGGCGUCCAGUCCCACUGCCACCCCCGCUCCCUCUUCCAGAAAAUCCAGAUGAGGAAGAGGACCCCUUUGGCUUCGGCUUCGAUUUGCGCUGA